UGCACACAGCUGCAGCAAUUGAACUCCCACUUAUAGUUCCACCCUCGUCAUUUCUUUUUCCUUCUCGCUGAGAGCUUAGUUGAGCACAGAACGCACAGAUGUCUUCUGCUUCUCGUCCCCCAUUCAUUUCGAACACAGGAAAUUUGUUCUUAUUCCUUCUCCCAGCUGAAGCAUGCUAAGGAAUGAGAGUUUCAGAGUAGAAACAGAGUAAUCUCUGCAACCAAGAUUGAGUCUCUGUCUCUCACAUUUCAUCUCCAUUAUUCUUGUUCUUAUAAAAACACCAUUCUGUACUCCUUGUUCAAAUUGUUCUCCAAGUAAUUCUUCCGUUUUUACUCUGUUAUUCUUCCUCCCGUCACAACCAUUCCUGAAUUCCACAGCAGAACAUAAAUACGAAAAAUUACUGCCAAAAUGCAUACCAUUAUAUGGUUUUUUGGUAAUUGGGAACUAGUGGCGAUGGGUAUUCCACCAACUACCUUUCUUGCCGCCAAGAACAGGCAAGUGACGCAUCAAAACCAAUCACUGGUUUCCGCGUGGGCGACGCGGUAGUCUUUGUGUAGUCCUCUGUUUCUCGGCCACCGAAACCUUCCCGUUGGUCUCCUCAUGCCUAACACCAUGAAUUGAUUCAUCGCAUAUAUGCGGUACAGAAUAGCGUAAAUGAUGAGCAUAAGAGCACCAACUGCGGAUCCAGUGGUUCAUUGCCUUCCCCCAUCUGCUUUCCGUCGCAUUGUGUCAUUAUUCCUUGUGAGCGUGAAUCCGUGCGUACGGCACGCAGGCUUGCUGAUACGUUACGUUGGUGCCAUGGUGUGUGUGUGUGCAGGUAGAGAGACACGGCCACUGCGAGGCACAUGGAGGACGGCUUGGGUGACCUGUUCGAUCACAUUGAGGACUUGCUCGAUUUCCCCGACGACGUGCUGGGGCUGGCGGAGCCCUGCGGCCAUAACGGGGGUCUUCUUCUACCUUCCCUUCCUGUGCCCGCUGCCAACGGGCUUCCAGGUGGCGUUGGAGACGACGCGCUCCACGGCUUCACCACCCGAAGCAACAACAAGUUCAGCGGGGAGGAGCACAAACUCGGCUCAUGUGAUGAGCUUGACAUCGUGCAGCUUGAAUGGAUGUCCAAAUUCCUCGACGACUCUGAUUCCUUCUCCCUCGACCUCCCGAGCUGCGACGGCAUCAACAACAAUGCCAAUGGCGAAGACAACGGUGUCCAAACAAAAGCCAGAGGCCACCACUCUUUCUUCCGCACCUCCAGCCCGGUCUCCGUCCUUGAAGCGGACACCAUCGGGGGCGGAGGCGGCGGCGACUCCUACUCCUCUUCCUCUUCUUCUUCCUCGACUUCGGCUUCGUACUCUAACCGCGGCAACGAUACAACAAUACUGCUUCCUCCUCUCAGUCCGCCGGAGCCGCCUUCGGUUUUGGUGGUUCCCGCCCGCGCACGCAGCAAGCGCCCGCGCCCCGCCACCUUCUCGCCUCGUCACCACGUCGCCGCCCCCUACCUGCCACCAUCCUCAGACGCGGUCCCCGUCCCCAACCCGCUCUCCGCAGCCACCUCCUCAGACCCCGAGAGCAUCGGCGAGACCUGCCCCGCGCCUCCUCCCCCGAAGAAGAAGAAGUGCAAGAAGAAGAGCCCGGCCACGGCCGCGACCGCCGACGGCGAGGAAUCGGGGCCGCCUCCCCCGGUGAGGAAGUGCAUGCACUGCGAGAUACAGAAGACCCCGCAGUGGAGAGCUGGCCCAAUGGGGCCUAAGACUCUCUGCAACGCCUGCGGCGUCCGGUACAAGUCCGGGCGGCUCUUCCCGGAGUACCGCCCCGCCGCCAGUCCCACCUUCGUCCCAUCCAUCCACUCCAACUCCCACAAGAAGGUGGUCGAAAUGCGCAUCAAUGCGAGCCAGAAGUGCGCCACCGAGGGCGCUGCCACAUCCUCCUCCUCCGACGGCUGCGAUCUCCUCGAGUACAUUCGCCGGCGGGAGUGAGAAGACGAAGACGAAGUCGAAGGAGAAUAAACAUGUUUGGCGUUCCUUGUGUUCCCCUGUUUUAGAAGUCAACCUGGUGGUUUCUGAUAUCACUCAUGUUGUUAUCUUUCCCCUUAAAAUUUUGUACAGAGGAGGGAGAGGAGGAGGAGGAGGCUGGGGAGGGGAAAGAUACAAAGGUUAGAGAAGCCAUAGGCAAACUACUAUAGGUAGGAUGUAGUCUACAGAGAAGAAAAUGCAAGACAAUUAGUUGUUUUGUUAGAUUCCAAGAGAGAGAGAGAGAGAGAGAGAGGUGGCUACUGAUGGGGAGUCUAGUUUGAUUGUUGGAGCUUGGUGUAUUGAAUACAUUUUGCAGUUGCAGUUGA
Messenger RNA from Musa acuminata AAA Group (dessert banana), 2332 nucleotides. Its product is annotated as GATA transcription factor 8-like. The coding region runs from base 846 to 1970 and encodes 374 amino acids. NCBI's taxonomy places the organism in Eukaryota, Viridiplantae, Streptophyta, Magnoliopsida, Zingiberales, Musaceae. Gene Ontology annotation, cellular component: nucleus. The transcript has 2 exons. Gene Ontology annotation, molecular function: zinc ion binding; sequence-specific DNA binding. Gene Ontology annotation, biological process: cell differentiation; regulation of DNA-templated transcription. The record is from RefSeq and is a predicted model, not a curated record.